AAUCGCUGAGAGACGGUGAGUAGACUCGCUUGCGUUAAGAGAGCCAGAUGGGAACGCUGAGUGAUGUUACACUGUUGUCUACGGCGAUAAUGCAUAUGUUGAGCUGGAAGAGUUCCCUCUGAAUCGUCUAGAUGAAUCUACUCAAGCUAAGUUAUCGAGUUACUCGGUUGCUGAGCACCAAGCACAUCCAUGCGGCUUCCGACACAUCCCCGCUGGGACGCGGUUUCGCGAUUGAGCCGCAAGCAGAAAAUGAAGACCAGGAUCUUCUGCCGAAGCCGGUGAUAACCCGCGUGGAUCGGAUCAACGAGACAACGCUGUGUGUGAACUUUUCAGACAGUACUCGCUGCAGUUUCAAUACUGUGUGGCUUCGGGAUUCAUGUCGAUGUCCUCUAUGUGUCCAUCCUCUUACCCACGGGAGGAAAGUGGAUUGCACCCAGUAUAGCCCGGAAUUGAAUCCAAUAUCAUGGUCGCUGAAGGACUCAAGCGUACUCGAAAUUUCUUGGCCGCGUGAAACGACGAAUGUCCGAGCGAACGAUGGCCAGCAUACGAGUAGUUUUUCGUCAGAAUGGCUUUAUCAGUUCAGACCCCUAUUCGAACGAUCUGAAACAACACCUCCAGAGAUCACCGAGAUAAAAGACGAAACAUACGUGCCGCGAGCAUCGAUUAUUCUUUGGAACCGAGAAACCUUCGAGGAGGAUCCUCCGGAAGUUAGUUUCGGAGAUUUCAUGAGCCUGCGCUCAGGUCUGAAACAAGUACUGAAGAACGUCACGAAGUUUGGUUUCUGUCUCUUGAAAGAUGUGCCGGUCCAAGAAAAUGAGGUGUCUAAGAUCGCCGUGCGCAUGGGCUACGUGCGAGAGAUUGGUUGCGGUAGGACGUUCUCCAUCGGAUCCCCGAGAAAACAGCAUCAGAGGGAACAACCGUCUGCGGCUCCGACCACAAACAAUCUCAACAGUCAAGCUUAUCGGGAAUGGUCUCCUGGGGUGCAGCUGCUACAUUGUAUUCGGAACGACAACCAGACAAUGAAGGAAUCGGCCGCGAUCCAUGAGUUCAUCGAUGGAUUCGCGGCUGCUCAAUGGCUCCGCUACCAUGAUCCGAGCUCUUUCGAUAUUCUCACGCGGACAGCGAUAACCUUCAGUUUCCUCGAUAUCGAGCGUGACAGAUGGCAUCGCGAAACAAAUCCGAUCAUAUCUUUGGACUCACGCGGUCAAAUUCGAGAAGUACAUUACAGCACGCUUUCGAUGCGACCUCCGCUGCUUCCGACAACGCAGAUGAACCUCUUCUACAACGCGUAUCGACUGCUGUCGAAGCGCUUGCGAGACACGACGCUGGCGUUCACUAUCCAGAUGCAGCCCGGAGAUUUGGUGAUUUUCAACAAUCGUCGAAUAAUUGAGCGCGGGACGGGAGAUCUAGAGUCAUCUUGUGAUGUUUUCAUGCAAGGUUGUUAUAUGGACGCUUCAGAAAUCCUAGCCUGCUACGAGAAGAUGAAGAAAGACGAUGCUAUCGAUGAUCGCGAUCAUUGAAUCUUUAUACAAUCCACCGUUCAUACCUACUCUGGACAAUAAACUGUAUUUGCCAUGGAUCGAUU
Messenger RNA from Galendromus occidentalis (western predatory mite), 1585 nucleotides. Its product is annotated as gamma-butyrobetaine dioxygenase. The transcript is spliced from 5 exons. NCBI's taxonomy places the organism in Eukaryota, Metazoa, Arthropoda, Arachnida, Mesostigmata, Phytoseiidae. The coding region runs from base 132 to 1520 and encodes 462 amino acids. Gene Ontology annotation, molecular function: oxidoreductase activity. Gene Ontology annotation, biological process: carnitine biosynthetic process. Gene Ontology annotation, cellular component: mitochondrion. The record is from RefSeq and is a predicted model, not a curated record.